AUGAAUGGAGCUAAUUGCGCAUUAUAUUGUAUGACUGGUCAAACAUUUUUACCACGAGAGUUAUCUAAUAAUUUUAGAAUAGCAGUUAGUUUACUAACUGAUAAUAGCGAUGACUUUAUUUAUAGCGAAUUUAUUGAUGCUUUUGGGACUCAUUACAUUCACUCUAUGAAGAUGGGUAGUAAUUUUGAGGUAUUAACUGAGUUUACUAAAUCAUCUUGGGAAGAAAUGAACUCAAGAGAGAUUGAUGUCGCUUCCUCAGCCUCUAUAAAUGCAUUUAUUAAGGCAGGUGUCGAAAUAAAAGAUAAAGAGAAGAUAGAACAAGCGAAGAAAUUUCUGUCUUAUUCAGAAGGAAGCUAUAUCCAUUCAACAGGAGCAAGCAUACCACCAAGUGGCAAGAUGGAAGAUUGA
Messenger RNA from Paraglomus brasilianum, 408 nucleotides. NCBI's taxonomy places the organism in Eukaryota, Fungi, Glomeromycota, Glomeromycetes, Paraglomerales, Paraglomeraceae. The record is from the annotation of a GenBank genome assembly.